Messenger RNA from Mycetomoellerius zeteki, 5246 nucleotides. It is a transcript of the gene Exn, whose product is annotated as Ephexin. Gene Ontology annotation, biological process: activation of GTPase activity. The record is from RefSeq and is a predicted model, not a curated record. The transcript has 15 exons. Gene Ontology annotation, molecular function: protein binding; guanyl-nucleotide exchange factor activity. Bases 530 to 4987 code for a protein of 1485 amino acids. Lineage: Eukaryota; Metazoa; Arthropoda; Insecta; Hymenoptera; Formicidae.
CGCGCGAUCGCUCGAUCAUUGACGAUCGAUCGUCAACGCUGGCCGGACCGUCGUGCGAUCAGUCAGAUCAGUGCGCACCGCGCCGCGCGAUCGUACGUUUCGUUUCGUCGCAUCGCGUAGCGCUCGUUGUUAGACGAGUGCACGUGCGGCGCGCUUAGUGGAGUACAAGUGCGAGAUAUAAAUUCCUUGCUCAUAACGGAUUCGCACUUCUUAGAGGAGGUCGCAGCGAAAAGACGGUGAACGGUGCGCGGAAGCUUCGACGGGAAAUCAAACGGAACGAAGUACCGCGAUCGUCGCGAUCGUCAUCAUCCUUUCCGCAAAGUGACGAGUUUUGCGCGACGUGACGUGACUGACAAGUUAAGAAGUAACGGCAUGGCAAUAACUCGCUGUCGCACAGCUGUUUUGUGCAAAACAUUGAAGAAAAAAAUAUGAAUAUAUAAAUAAAAACAUUGAACAACAACGUGUGAAGUGUUGUUUCUAUGAGACUAGAGUGAAUCGCAACUGAUCGAGCCCUUAAAAAAGGGACGAGAUGAGCCCUUCACCCACUGCCAAUCGGAGUUUCUUGCACGGAAACGGCAAGGCUGCUCUAAUUUCUAACAAGGUCGUUUACGCCACUCUCGAUAGCUUAGCUCUGAAACGAACGAGAUUGCCCUUGCAAUUGCUUCCUGUGGAGAGCGACAAUGUUGUAGAUAAGUCGGACAAGAAAGAAAAAAAAAUCGUCAAUGGAAAAACUUCAGUUAAGCGACCAUCUUAUAAGGUGAAAUCCGGAGCUAGUCAUCAAUGGAAAAGUUACUCCAAGUGCCUGCAGGCCUUCUCUUCUACGAAAACGGAGAACCAGUCAACGACUCGUGCCACCGGAAUACUAGAUUCCGGAACCGAAUGCAAUAUUGAGAAUACUCCCGGAAAGGAAAUUCAGACAUCAAUAAAUACGGCAAGUGUAGAAAAUACUGUAGAAAGUCAAUUUUCUACAAGGCCAUCUACGAAAGAAGAAUCUCACAUUAAGAACUUUCAAAGCGACAAUGGCGAUUCAAUACAUACACAAACGGAGACGAAUUCUCGCGAUGAUUCUAAUCUUACUGAAAAUCAAUGUGAGAAAGAAAAAUGCUCAGUCGAAAGAAGAGGCUCUGAUGCAUCCAGCGACUACGAAAAAAUUAGUAUAACAGACUACAAGGCGUCCACGCACGAUCUUGAAGUCUCAGAAAAGACAGUUUCCGAAUCAAUUGCACAUAUUUAUAAGAUCGAGAAAAAUUCUCCAAUACCUUCGAAGACAGUCACAAAAUCACAAUCCAUAAACGAUCUAGCAACAAAAGAGGCCACGUAUGAGAACUCUUUCGUAGAAUACUCGAAGCAAGACGCGGAAUCAAUCACGAGUGACGAGAAUGACGACAUGUCGUCAUGGCACAAGAAGAAAAAGAAGAGACGCUUCACUAGAAACAUGCUGCACUACGUACCGAGGCACCUAGUGAAACAGCCGAAGAAAAAGAAAAAGCUGAAAAAGAAACACGCUCUGAGCAGUUCACUGGGUUCCUUGAGAUCGUUGCAAACGGCACCUUUCUCGAACAUUUCGGAUUCAUACGCCAAGACUAGAAGCCUGUCGAGAGACGAGUUGAGGAGCAUGAUCAUCUCAUCGCCUACGAACUUUGUUCACGUGGCAUCUGCUACGAAUCCCAGUCUGGUUCAGAAUUCUCUUGGAUUGGAUCUGGAGCAGAUCGUAAUUACUCAUCAGCAGAUAUGCGCUACGUUGCCUCUACUUGUUAGAAAGAACGAGCAAUGCAAGAAUAGAAACAUCGAGCAGCUCAAGGUCGCCGCAAGAAUGUCUCCUGCGGGCGAUAUAAUUUCCAGGCAAACCGGGCAAAGUCAAUCAGCCGUUGAUAACAUCGCGGAUAAGAGUGAUCGAACGAAAUAUGCGGAGAUACAGAGUGACUUCUCGAGGGACUUACAGGCGGCGAAAGUUUUGGAGUCCAGCCAGAUGGUGAAAAUCGCUAGGAAUCAGGCCGAUUCACCGGAAGAAACGUACGAGCCGGUCUGCGAAUCUUCCCCUGCGGCAAUGCCACAGGCCAACUGUAGCUUUCUAUGGAGCAAUCACGGGACAAAAACGACUUUUCCAAAUGACAAACCUGUCGCGAUCGCUACAUGCCAUGUCCCAAAUGAAAACGGUGAGAACACCGAUAGCGAGGAAUACGAUGACAUCGGACCGUCGAACUUCGUCACUCAAAUGGAAUCCGACUACGACGACGUGGGUCCACCAACCACUUAUCUCGACGUUGAAGCGCCCGAUGCUAAUAAGGACUGCGAGGAGAUUUACGACGAUGUGAUGCCGCUUAACUUACAGCAAAAUAAUUUGAAAACCAUCGACGAGAGCGAUUAUCUGAUACCGGAAACCAACGACGAAACAUCGUUCAAAGAGCUGUCCGUGGAAUUGCGAGCAACGUCCGAGAGUCACGCGGUGGAAAUGUCGCGUUUCGCUCCAACAGCGAACGAUGAUCGGUAUUUCUCAACGACAAACAAUGAAUAUUCCAGCGUGGACUGCGAAAGUCAUCUGAAUGAGGAGGAACGGGACGAGUUGGAUGUAUAUGACGAUGUCGGUCUGCCCGGUGAGGAACGUGUCAAUAGCCUUUAUGCCGGCUCCACACCCGGCUCUGUCUUAGGAUCGAUCUCGGUGAACGGCAAGGAAUCUGAGUGGGAGGACCUGGAAGAAGCCUCGUGCGCCUCACACUGCCCUUGUCAGACCAAUGAUCCGCGCGGAAAAGGAACUGAAGGACAAAUCACAUCGGGCAAGAAGAAGCUUGCUCAACGAUGGUCGCGGAAUGUUAGGAAACAACGAUCCAGGAGAUCUCGCAGAAGCAUCAAGACGACACGGAUGACCCACGAUACCACGCUUGACGAUAACAUUUCCGAUGAUAGUACAUACGAGAGUCUGUAUUCCUGCCAACCGAAUGACCUCAGCAGCGAUUCAGAGACGGAAACGGACAUUACGCGACAGUCCCGCAGUGAUCGCGUGAUCGAUGCUUAUUUGGAAUGUCCUACAAGACCGACUCUACCGCCGCCAAGGGAGAUCAGUUUAACUCAGACCUUGGGCAAGCGAAUAAAGAUGCUACGCAGAACCUGGAGCAUCACCAAAGGCAGUCUCGGCAGGAUCAGGCGGCGGACAUCCGUCGACGAGUCUGGCUUUGACGACAAGGAGCAAUCCGUCAACGAGCCUCACGCCGAUGUUGGAAAGUAUUUCAAUUUCCGGUUAAAGCACUUCAGCCGAAAGAGUAUCGUUGGCCCGCCAACUUUCUACCUCGAUGAGAACAACGGAAAUGAUGGCAUUCGCGAUAAUAACAACGGCAUCGUCAAGGAGGCGAUUUAUACCAAUAGUCAAUAUAUGGGAAGCGGCAGCGACGACUCUUCAAGAACUCCGACAGACACCGAUGUCGAUCAUUACAGUGUGCUCGCCGAUCAAGAGCCUCUCUACCAGUUCUAUGCGGCUGCGGUGGCUCGUGUUGCUUUCGAAUCGGAUUCCGAAGGCUACGAAGAGGUAGAAGAUAUGAUGAGGAAGAUGGAACCAGCCACAGCGAAUCUUACCAGAGCAGGGCAAAGAAUGCUUUGGUGUCAUACUCCACAAGUGAUACACAGUGGCCUCUUACAGAAGUUAACACCGGAAGAGAAGAAGAUUCAAGAAGCGAAGUUUGAGAUCUUGACUUCCGAAGCGUCGUACUUAAAUUCUCUUCGGGUCCUAGAGAAUGAGUUCCUCAAUAAUCACAUACUAAUAAAUGAGAUUCUAACGCCGAUCGAAAGAAAGAAAUUGUUCGGUGGGGUGCCAAGCGUAUUGUCGGCAUCGCAAACGUUCCUAGCUGAAUUAGAAGCUGUGUGGAGAGAAGAUCCGAUGUUGCCGGGUUUAUCGGAAGUCUUACUGAAACACGCCGAAAAAUGUCAGGCCACAUACGUAGCGUAUUGCUCGAAUCAAGUCAGCAUAGAUACAGCCCUGAAAGAACUCAAAGCUCGAAGAGGCGUAAAGUUCUUGGAGACUGUCAAACGUAUAGAAAUGCAACCGGCAUGCCAAAAUCUAUCUCUACAUUCCUUUCUAAUGCUACCAAUGCAGCGUGUUACAAGACUACCCUUAUUAGCUGACGCCAUUCUUUCCAAAUUAUCGAUGGGAAAUUCAGACAGAAUAUUUUGGGAAAAGGUCUUAUCGACUUUGAGCAACGUCGUUGCUGAAUGCAACGAAGGUGCGCGAGCUGCUGCACAGGAAGCCGAAAUGGAAGCUUUGGCAAGGAAACUGGAGUAUAGUUCGAAAAUUAAGCCAAUCAUGUUGAGAGGCAAGCAGUUAGUUCGAAGUGGAUCGGUCGUGCAACUGUCGAUGAAAACGGACACUGAAUAUAAACUCACAUUCGGAAAGAAAUUUACCAAGACACCACUCUACCUUCUAUUACUCACUGAUUAUCUUCUAGUCACGAAAUUGAAAUCUAAUGCUCAUGACGAAUGCUACACCGUCAUAGACGCGUGCAAACGGAAUCUUCUGGCUUUAGAGUCGGCUUCCGAAGAAUCGCCAUUCGCUGGACGGAAUGCUAUGAUACUGACUUUUCUGGAGAACCAUUGCGGUCGCCACGUAGAAUACAUCUUAACAUGUGAAAAUAACACAGAACGAGAACGAUGGCUGGAGGCUGUCUCACCACCCAAACGUGGUUUAGUUGGGGAAACGUUAUAUGAAUCUUGGGACUGCCCGCAAGUGAUGGCCAAAUAUCCAUAUUUGCCAAAUCAACCUGACGAGCUGUCGUUACAAUCAGGAGACGUAAUAAACGUAUUGAGAAAAAUGGCAGAUGGCUGGUAUCACGGUGAAAAAUUAUUAGACGGCGAACAAGGAUGGUUUCCGGCAAAUCAUACGAAGGAGGUUGCAUCGGAACACGUGCGCGCACGAAAUUUGAAGCAACGACAUCGUCUUUUAGCACUCAGCAACAGUGUAAUACAGCAAAGAAGAGCGAGACAAAAUCAGGGGAUUCAUUGACGAAAUUAAAAUGUGAUCUGAGCUCGAAUCACUCAGAUAUUGUGAUCAUUAAUAAAUUAUUUGUUAUACAUACACGAUUUCUACGAUAUUUCAGUAUUGAAUAUUUCAUUUAACUUAUGUGCCAAUGUAACAUCAAUCGUCAAAGUGAAAAACGAUUUUUAAAAUCUUUUAUUAUAGUAGACUGAAGCUACAGAAAGCUGACACGAGAGAUAAUGAUAUAUUUUAUAUUUUACAUGUAUAUUGUAUAUAAAGACGUGGA